GCCCAGUGGUAAUAGUGAUGGGGAAAAAUAAGGCUGUUAGUCUCCCUUUGCACAAAUGUGACUUGUGCGAGUUUGCUACAAAAAAUAUCUACAUCUUCAAACGACAUAGGGUAAGAUGCAAAAAAGAACGCAAAAAGACAAAAGGCAAAACCAAGUCUGCUGUCCCUAUGUUUGCCUCAGCAGCUACUGCAAAGGGAAUCACCAUUUCUAGAAUACGACCUAAGGAAGCUACAGCAUCUGACAGCCAGGCUUUACCAAAGUCUACAGAGGGGAAGAGCAGUGAGAACCAUGUACCAGGGAAGGCCAAAAACAGGUCCUACAACUGCUCUGAAUGCGGAUUUGGCACAGGGAAAUCAAGAACUUAUCUUUUUCAUCAAGUAGAGGCUCACGCUUACAACAUGAGCAUUUUUACCUGUGCUUACUGUGAGUACUGCUCAAGGUUUAAACAGAAAAUAAAGAAACAUGUUCAAAUGGUGCACAAGACAGAUAUUGAUUCUGCAGACAUUGAGAUGUUGUAUGAAGCCAAAAAUAUUGUCAAGACUCCUACUCCUAAAUCAGCAACCAACAGAUCUCAGGACUCCUUAGACGGACUCCCAACCAUGGUAAAACCAGAAAGAAGCAACAGUGUUGCUGUAGUGUCCAAAGGCACCAUGAAAAAUUCAGUAGACAUGGAUAUUUAUAUAGAGGAAGUUGUAAGCUCAACUGGUCAUGUUAACUUUAAAUGUAGGAAGUGCGCAUUCAAUAAUCCAGACAGGAGCUUUGUACAAAAACAUGUGAACUCCAGUCACUUAAAUGCCAAGCAGUUUUCUUGCACAUUGUGUGACUUUAAAACAACAAAGAAAAUUGAGUUUUUUGCCCACAAAGCUGAGCAUGGCAAUGCAGGAGAUCAGCCCAUAAAGGCCCAGAUUCAAAACACUGAAGUAAUGGCCAGUGUGCCAAGCCAGCAGUAUGAAAUGGAGUAUUCUAAUUACUAUGAGGACACCGGAGCCUCUGGUGAUAGUGGGUAUGAUCAAGCUUACCAAAUAGAAAACAGUGAAGGUAUGAGGCAGACUAAAUCUUCAGCCUUCCAGUGUUCUGAGUGUGACUACAGCACAGACUUCAAGCCCAAUUAUGAGAGACAUCGCAAUAACCACACCAACUCUUUUGCCAACAAAUGCAAUUUCUGUUCCUUUUCUAGUGAUAAUGAUAGGGCAAUCAUUAGACACAUGGCAACCAGUCACUCCAGCAUACAUGAGGACAUCACUGUGGUGAUCCCUCAUGCUCCAGAAGAAGAAGACGAAGCAGCAGUAGAAAUAGACACCACCAGAGGAACAAUUGACCAAUCAAAUCAUGGAGCAAUGGACCAGGCACAGGUAGAACAGAUGGACUAUGAAAUGGAUGAUAGUAGAGAAUUGACCCCAAACUCAUUAGGAGCUGACCAAAAAGAACAUGUUGUGGCCAAAUAUAGUUACAAACUCCAAACACCUGAUGGAUCAUAUGCAUGUCCUUGGUGUGGCUUGAAGUAUAAAAGAUCUUGGGACUUGGAUAGACAUAUGAAGCUAAAACACAAUAAAAGGAUGAAAAAUCAUCUGCUGCAGAUGUUACAGGAGGAACAGAAUGAUAGUCUUGAAGCAAUGGAGGAUAUGUCCUACCACUCUGAUUCCUCCAACCUAAACAGCAGUGAUGUAUCUAACCAACAACCCUUCACUAUAGAGGACCUUAAAUGUCAACAGUGCAGUUUUGUUGGAAAAGUGCCAAGUGAUGUUAAGAGGCAUUCUGCAGUCCAUUCUGUAGAGAAAAGAUAUAAAUGCCCAGAGUGCUCCAAGCAAUAUAAAUAUGUAGGAGAUCUAAAUGUUCAUCUGAGACGUGAUCAUAAAAUGGAACCUUCAAAUGUACCAAUCUUAAGAGUCCCUAUGGUGCCUAACAGGAAGUCCUCUCCAGCAGUGUUCAAAUGCCCUUCCUGUUCCUUUGCAUCACCAUGGAAAUCUGAGGUGGACCGUCAUUCAAGAAAGCAUAAAGAUAGCAAGCCUUUCCGCUGCAACUACUGCAAAUAUCAGACACACUGGAAAGGGGACAUCAGAAGACACAUGUUCAAACAUCACCCAGCAGUGAUGACAGGUGGUGUCAAAAUUGAAGAGGUCAUAACCAUCCUAGAGAACAAAAUAAAAGAAAAAGGCAGUCGUUCUAGCCAAAUGGAUGUUGAUAGUGAAGAUGGUAAAUACGCAGAGGACUUAUCAGAAAACAAUGACUCCAACCUCUCAGAUCCAAGCAUGCAAAGCGACAUGUAUGGGCAUCUAGAUAAUGAUAAUGAAGAGAGCAAUAUCAGCUCUAACACUGAAACCUCUUUUGGAAAUGAUGGAGCAACUUCAAGAGAAAACUCCAGAAGUGUAUCUCCAUCCCCUUCCAAGGAUACUGUAUUCAAGUGUGAAUACUGUCCCUUUACAACCAAUGCUCCUUCUAAGCUAUCAGCUCAUGUUUCAACUCACACCAACCUAAAGCAGUACAUGUGUCCUGUAUGUGGCAGGAGAGCUAACUGGAAGUGGGAUAUACGUAAACACAUAAAGCGUGACCAUCCCGAGAGCAGCUUGGAUGUUGUCAAGAUGAGUGAGCAAGAAGCAGAGGCUACUAUCAAAUCUUACAUGGACACUAUGCCUGUAGUCAGGAGAGAACACCAUCUAAAUUAUGACCCAACAGCCAAAGAGAGCAAGAAAGAUGCAGAUGCACUGAGUCCAAAGUGGAAAGGAUACAAAUGUGCAGCAUGUGGCUUCAAAUCCAGUAUGCGGUGGACUGUAAGUCGACACAUUAGAACGGUUCAUAAUGGCAAGGCUAUCGAUAUUGUUUAUCAUGCAGGUGAUGAAAAAGGCAAGAAUGACAAAUCUGAUAACUCUACAGAUUCACCCAGCACCUCAAAGAAUAGCAGACAAUCUACAGAAAAAAGCGAUAAACCCUACAUGUGUGCUGAGUGUGGAAAGAAAUGUGCCUUCAAAGCAGAUAUAAAAAAGCACUAUCAUUACAUUCAUCCAUACAUGGAUGUAAAGAUAAUUUAUAUAGAAGGAUCCAGUGGCACAUUGCUCUCUCCAGAAGAACUAAAACCAAAGUCUCAGAACAAACUGGAGAAACUGUCAAAAGUUAAUCCUGCAGAAGCACACAAACCAUUCCGCUGUGGUGAGCCUAAUUGUGAGAAGAGAACCAACAGUCAAGGAGACAUGAAAAGACACUAUAGCUUUAUACAUCCAAACAUGGAAGUCAAAAUAUACUACAAGAAUGAAACAACUCGUAGAAAUAUUGAUGAACCUCUGAGUGGAAAGUCCACACCAACUCCUAAUAGCAAACCACUUGGAUCUGCUAACCCCAAGGUGUUUGGCUACAUUAAGCCAUUCAAAUGCUCUGCUUGUGGUCAUCGCUCAAACUGGAAAUGGGAUUUGAACAAGCACAUGAGAAUGAAACAUCCAAAUAUGCAUUCCACAGUUAUAACACUGGAUGAGGAUGAAGCCAAGAGAACAUACCAUGAUUACAUGAGACAGCUUGCAGCAGCUAACACUGCUAACCAAAAUAAGUCAGUGGAAAAACCAAAAUCACCUGAGAAAGAAAAAUCUCAGAGAACCAAGAUGCCUUCUAGAAGUGUUUUCAAGCAGUUUAAGUGCUCAGCCUGUCCAUACAGGUCCAACUGGAGAAGUGACCUGGUUCGCCAUAUCAAAAGAAAGCAUGGUGUUAUAAGAGCAAAAAUCAUUCUCUUGGGGACUGAAGAGGCCAAAAAGUCGUUAACAGAAUACGAAUAUAAUCCACGGAUCAGAAGAAAUGCUAUGAAGAAUUUGGAGAGAAAAGACUCUGGUAGGAUCUGGAAAUGUGCCAGGUGUAAAUUCAGUAACAAAGACAAACUUCUUGUCAUAAAGCAUCUUUCCUGCCAUGGAGUUAAGGCUUACAAGUGCAACGAGUGCCACUAUGCAACAAAUUAUAGGAGUUCCGCUUUCAGGCACAUUAAGGCAAAACAUGGUACAGAAAAUAUGUCAAUGUGUAAGAUGUCUAUAAAAUACAUUAGAGACAUGAAAGCAGAAAGUGAUAUCAUGAAAGAAGAGGACAACAACUCUGAAAAAGUAGAAGAGGAAUCAGAGGAAAGUGACUAUCUUUCUGAUGAUAAGGAGGACUCCAUGAGGUACAUUGAAUCAUUUAGAUGCAAACUUUGCUCCUUUCAAGCCAGUUGGAGGUCUUCAGUUUGUCGUCACAUUCGUCAAACUCAUAAAACAAAGGAUUACUCAAACAUGAUAGAUGUUGUCCACAAAUAUUAUCAGUCAGAAGAGAAGAAACGAACAAGCUCCACAUCAUCUGAUAAAAUGCCACCACCUAAAGAUGAUGAUGUCUUCAAACAACCCACUGACCCCAAGAAACACAAGUGCAGCAUAUGUCCCUACAGGACAAGUAAACCAAAUCUGCUUCACUUCCACAUGAGUUGUCAUAAACCUCAACCAGGAAUUCCACAGGAAAAGUGUAAAUUCUGUCCUUAUUAUGUUGUUGCAAAGCGCCUGCUACACCAACAUAUGCGACUCCAUCUUCAGGACAUGUACCUGAGACAGAAAGAGGCUGCCAACAUAAAGUCCACACCCACCAAGAAGAUGUCAAUGUUUCCACCACAGUCACCAAGUGGUACACCAAAACGUUACAAGUGUAACAUAUGUCCCUACACAACUAACAGCAAAAAUGACUUCCUUUACCAUAAACAGUUUCAUCGCCAGAAGUCAACCUCUGAGUUUAAGUGUGAUUACUGUGAUUACUGGGUCACACACAGGAGACUGAUCAACCAACAUAUGAGGAUGCAUGAAGCAGCUGGACAUUCCCCAGGAAACGCAAGCCCUGCAUCAUCCUCACCAUGCAAGUCUGACAUAACAGAAUCCAGUGCCAUACAAGACACCGUCACAUUAGCCAUGUACAAGCAGCGCAUGAUCUCUUCUAAGAUUACUCCCAGUAUUUCACAAAAACCAGCCAUGUCACCAAUGAAAAUAGCCUGUUCUGUUGGUAAUAGGCCUGGGUAUGCUCUAAAAAAUGGUGUAUAUAGAAAAAUGCACACCUGUGACAAGUGUCCCUACAUGAAUCUACGUCUGAGAAACCUUCGACUUCAUCAACUUAUGCAUGGAUUUAGGAAGUCCAAAAACCUUUUGCUGAAGUGCCCUCAUUGUGAUUACUAUGUGGGAUCUAAAGGCCUUCUAUCCCACCACCUUAAGGUACAUCAGCCAAGCUACAGAGCAGACACAUCUAUGGACCUCUCAAUGGAGAUGGAGAAUGGUGAAGAGAGUGCUCCUGUGAUUGAGGAAAUGGAAGAGUCCAGCUCAGAUGUGGGAGACAUUUCCUAUGACAAUAAAGUGGACACGCUCUUUGAAAUUGCAAGAUGGAAAAAAUACAGUUGUGAGAAAUGCCCAUAUGCGAGUGCAAAGAAAUCUCACUAUGAGCGCCAUGUUGCUCUGCAUGGCAGUAAGCAGAGAUGCCAGUGUUUGUACUGUGAUUAUAGUGUACCCUCUAACAACCUAUUGAAUCAACACACAAAGCUUCAUAUGACCCCUAACCAGAAUCUUCUAGCUGUACAGUCUCUCUCUAACCUCCAAAUGCUGUCUGAAGUUCCAGCAGAUGUUGCUUUAUCUAGUGCCCUGCCUCCUUUGGACAAGAAAGGAACCUUCUCUGUCAGUGUUACCCAUGAUCAUAUGGACAUGUAUGAAAACUCACCUGAGCUGGACAUAGAGCCAAAGAAAUUGUACCGAUGUGACAGAUGCCCUUAUGCCAAUGUCAGACGAGACCAUCUUCUGGCUCAUUUAAAAUUUCACAUGAUCAAGAGUGAACUUGCUUGUCCAUAUUGUGAUUACUCUGUGUCUAAACAACAUCUACUAACACAACAUAUUGGGGUUCAUUUUUGCCCUUUGCCAGAGCUCUCAAGCUGGCUCGCUCAGAAUGGUGAGAUUGACCGUGUCAAACAAACCAAAAAUCCAGAUCUCUCUGAAGCAUUAUUUGUGGCAGAACUCUAUCGUGCUGAUGGUUGUGGGAAGUCAAACUUGGAUGACACUGGUAGUGAGGACAAUGGGAAAACAGAGACAGUCAAAGAUGAAAAAGUCAAAGAUGAAAAAGAGACAGAUGAUUCAGUCAAGGAGAAUGGUUCAGCCUCUGUUGAUGAAACCACUACUAAGUCUGCUGCACUUGAUGAAACCAGUACUGAAAAAGUAGAAGAGGAACCAACAGAGCAUGAUCAGAUAGAUGACAAGAAGACAGAAAAUACUAAAGAGUUGGAGAGUGUGAUAGAGAAAGAACCAGAGAAGAGUCAGCUGGAGGAAAGUCCUGAAAUCUCCCAGACGGAACCAGAGGUGGCCAAGACCGAGAAGGAAAACUUUGAGUACAUCUGCCAAUACUGUGAAAGGGAGUUUUCAACAUCAGAUAUCCUUGUCAAACAUGAAAUGCAACACUUGGUGGGAAACAACUAUGAGGAGUACCUGUCACAAGUUCAGAUGUUGGCAGAGCUCAGUGAUGCAGAAGAAGAAGAUCUUCUUGGGGAUGAGAUGUCAGAUGAGGAAAUGAUAGAUCAGGAGGAAGAGGAAGAAGGAGAGGCAGAUAGCAUGAUGGAUGAUGGACAUGAAGAAGUGGAUGAGGAGGUAUCCUUCAAGAAAGACUCAACUUUGGAUAGUGUAGAAGACAUAUAUGAUGAUGUGGAUAUGAAAGAAGAGGUUAAAAGCAAUGAAGUAGAGGAGGAAGAAGAGAUAGAGAAUGAGAAAACUGAGGAGAUAAAUGAAGAGGAGAAAGAAGACAGUGGACAGAGUGGAGAGUUAUAGUGGUAGAUGAUGUAUUAGUGACUGAGGAUUCCUGAGUAUUAAGUCCUAUCUGAGUGUGAACAAUAAGUUGUAAAUGAACAAUGUGACUAUAAACUGUAGGAAUGGAAUAGUACUGAAAUGAAUUACAACCAAAAAAUUGUUUUCUUGAAAAACAUAAAAAAAAAGAAAUGAACUAAAAAAAAUCAUGUAAAAGUAAAUUUAAAGUAAGCUGUUUGAAUAGAAUACAUGUAUAUUCUUUGCCAGCACUUAGUGCUUUGUACAUCUACAUUUGAAAAUAUUUGAAUAUAAAUCAAUGAGGAUGUACUUUCUAAGUACAGGUAUUUUCAUUUUGUGAGCGAUUUGCAUACGACAAUUCCUAUGUGAAGAUGUGAUCAAAUAUUUGUAUAUUUAUUUAGUCAUGAUUUUUUUCUUGUCUUAAUUACCACAAAUACUGCUACUGGAUGUAUGUUAAUCAAGAAUUCUUUCUUAUUUUUAUAUAGAUUAACUUGAAUGUUUGAUAAUGAAACGCAAGGUUCUCUUCUCUAAAACUGUAAAGACUGUACAAGUUUUCUUUUUCUACAAUCAUAAUUUUUUUUUAACUUUAAAGUUUGAUAAUGAAAAGUAAGAUUUUCAAAAG
Molecule: messenger RNA, 7398 nt
Organism: Saccostrea cuccullata (small rock oyster)
Lineage: Eukaryota; Metazoa; Mollusca; Bivalvia; Ostreida; Ostreidae
Exons: 2
Coding region: 18-6782 (2254 amino acids)
Biological process (GO): regulation of transcription by RNA polymerase II
Cellular component (GO): chromosome
Molecular function (GO): chromatin insulator sequence binding
Source: RefSeq, a predicted model, not a curated record